AUGUUAUGUACUGUAUGCUGCUGGUGUUUUAGACAGAACUAUUUGUCCCGUUUGUGCUUGUUUGGAUGUUGGUGAAGCCGGGGUUUGUGAGUGUCUGUGGGUGCUGGCAGUUUGAACGGAGCAGAGUCGAAACUCUGAAGUGGCUCCUGCAGUGACAGGCAGGGCAGCGCGCUUCUCCGCUGACAGAUCGCUCCGCUAGGCUCUGCUCGAGUCGGCGCUGGUCGCGGUGACAGCAGGCUCCCGUACCACUUAGACACAGAGUCAUGCUGUAAAGCUGUCCAAACGCUCGGGUUAAAUAAGUCCACCGCUGAAAGAGAAUAUUGAGCUGUUUAAAUGCGGUUCAGAGCCAGGGUUUUAGGUCCGUGGCUGACGGUUGGACAUAGUCGCUCUGAUUUAACGUCCAACUGUCAAAGCGGAGCGCGCGCGCUGUCAGGUGAACUUUGCUGGCAGCAUGGCAGCCUCGGGUUCGGAGUAUUUUUACUCCGCGGGGAUAAUUUGCUCUAAUGGAGCGCAAAAGGCUGCUUCGAACAAGCCCUUGUUUUUACCGUAACAUUGUAGCGGAAACAUUAGUGUUGAUGGGUGUGUUGUUUCCACGGUACAGGCUAAAUGACACGUCCUCGCAGGAGACAAGUCAUGUUUCCACUGUGAACCCGCGCUGCACCGAGAUCUGAACAAGUUCAGAGAGCUUUUAAAGAUGCGCACACUUUCUGCAAAGUGUUCUCCCGCGGACUCAUGCUUUUGGUUUGACAGGGUUUAUGCAAAAAAAAAAAGAAAAAAAAAAGAAAAAGAAAAAGAAAGAAAGAUAAAUAGACCGUGAAAAGGCCAGAAAUUAAAUUAAAAAACAGAAAUGUUGGACCUACUUUUUUUGGCUGAAAGAAGAUCGUAUUGUCGUUUUAAUUUAUGCAAGUCGACUUAACUUACAGGGCUAUAAAAUCAGCUUUUAAAUUGAAAAUACUCUAAAGAUGUUACUUAUGUUGUUUACAUCCGUAUAUGUCAGAAACUGUGUCACAAUUCAGUUCAUAUCGGAGGUAAUGUGUCCACAUGGGCUGCAUUCUGUUCUGCUUCUAUUUUCGGACGGGUCCAGUUACACUCAUCAGUCUUCACAUUGACUUUAAGAUGCUGUCAUGAACCCGCUUGCAUGUGAUGAAGCCAGCUCUGCCUCAAGUUAAUCAAAUAUUUGUUUACAUGUCCACAAAGUUGUAGUAGUUGACCUGGAUUGCACUUUGACAUAUUGUGAAAAAGAGUGAAUCCAGCGCGCUGCUGCUGCUGCAGGGCUUCACAACAACCCGCUGUCCCAGGUUUUAUUAUAGAAAACUCUGUGCAAGCGAGCCAGCUGCACACGCUUGUUAGUAGGGCUGAGUAAUUGCGAGAACAUGGAAUGAAAUGCAUUGUUUCGUUCUUAUCUGAGCGUUAAAAAGUUUAAAAGAGAAUGCAAGCGGCUUGCUGAAAACUAUUUUCUUGCAUGCUCAUAGAAAACUGGGUAAAAAGCGACGAUGUUGUGCAGGAGGUUGGCACUUGGUAAACUUUUUGACGUUAGAUUUACUGCAUAGGGAGUUAUAGCGAUUGAUUUAAGAAGCGCCAAUAGAUUAAAAAAAUGUACAGAGCAUCUAAAGGUGUUAAUAUUUUGGCAAAUGCUUAUUAAAAAUGUAAAAGCAGGGAUCCAUUUAGUCUUUAUUCUUGUGCUUUCGAAAAAAAAUUGAAAAGGAUCAAUAUUGAGACCGUUAUUGUACAUAUAUAGUCAUAAAUAUAUUGAGCUACUCUUGUCUCUUCUCUUUAAAUAGGCUUCAUUUUCCCUUUAACAUUAUCGUGACAAACAGUUGUUUAUAAAAGGGAAAGUGAAGAGGAGAAAUCAUUCCAGAGGAAAAAUUUAAAUGUCUAGACAGUGUUUGUUUAAUAAAUGGCGCCGCCUUCUGGAGAAACAGCUACAUUGUUUUUGGUCUGCCACACUAAGGAUCAUAAAUAAUUUCAGUCCAGCUAAAUUACCUUAAAAUGACCUGAGCUACAGCUCUUAAAAACAGAGGAACAUUAUGACGCAUCAGCAAAAUAAAACACUUAAAACUUGUUCUGAAAGUUUUUAUAUCUUUGCAGAACUUGACAAAAUGGCUUGCGCAGCAGACAGCUGCAUACAGUUCACACGCCAUGCAAGUGAUGUCCUGCUCAACCUGAACCGACUGCGGAGCCGAGAUAUCCUCACUGAUGUCACCAUCCUGGUUAACAGGCAGCAGUUUCGUGCACAUAAGACUGUUCUCAUGGCUUGCAGUGGGCUGUUUUACACCAUCUUUACUGACUCCCACAAGUGCAACCUUAAUGCUAUCAGUUUGGACCCAAAGGUGGACCCAGAGGGUUUUGCCAUCCUGCUGGAAUUCAUGUACACAUCCCGUCUCACGCUGAAGGAGAGUCUGAUUAUGGCCAUCAUGAACACAGCCAUCUACUUGCAGAUGGACCAUGUUGUGGACACCUGUCACAGAUUCAUUAAAUCCAGUGAUCCGGCUGCUAAGCUGCCCAGAGACGAGUUUCUGGUCAGUCCGUUGGUUUUACCUCAGGACGUCCAUGCUUACCGGCCCCAUGAUGUUGUUGACAGUUUGCACAGCCGUGUAGCUCCUUUCAGGGAUGGGAGGCCCUAUGGCUCCAACAUGUUCAACGGGGUCAGCACCCCCAGCAACUACCAUCUCUAUGGGCAGUUUCCCAUGCCAGGGUUCCCCUUCCCUCUCUGCAAGCUCACUGAUGCCAAAAACGCUUUUGCUGACCUCUCAAAGAGCGCUCUCCACCACAAGCAUUGUUCUCCACACGACAGCGCCAACCUCAUCAGGGCAGAGUACAGCAGGGCGGUCGGCACCAGCACCUCCAGCAUUAUUCACUCCACCACCUACGCUUCCAGGGAGGUAGGGAGAGACGAAGAGAUGAGGAAGGAAAGCCACGAGGGGGUCAGCCAGUCUAUCACUCUCGCUACGAGGAAGCGUGCGUUUCCUGUGCUCACCCUGGAGCACCAGAAAGACUCGGGCAAAGAUCACGCUCCCCAGGCAGAGGAAGACCUGAUCCAUCAGCACUACCCACUGGGAAUCUCCUCCGCUGGACGCAAGAGCCUCAUGAGCAGCCCACAGAGCCCCCUCAAAUCAGACUGCCAGCCCAACUCCCCAACAGAGUCCAGCAGCAGCAAGAACGCCGGACUCUCCCAAACCAGCGGGGUGCAAAAUCUGCAAGGAACGCAGGAUCCCAAGGCUCGCAACUGGAAGAAGUACAAGUUCAUUGUGCUAAAUCAGAGCGCUAAAGAGGAGGAGGUGGGGCUGCGGGAUCCCGGGCUGCGCUCACCUCAGAGACUAGGCAUGCAACCAUACCUCCACCCUAGCGACUCGGAAAACCUCGACCCACAGAGCACGAGCAAGAGCAGCGAUCACAGCGAGGACCUACCUGUGCCCCAGGCCAGUCGUCUCAAUAACAUCAUAAGCAGUGCACUAGAAGGAUCACUAAGAGGCAGUGACGGCCACCCUCCACACUACUUGAGCCGCCUGAACUGUUCCUCCUGCGGCACCCCGUCAUCUCAGCACUCAGACGUCUGCCCCAACUCUUCCAGGUCCCGACUAGCAGAGGACAUGGCAGAGCUGCACUCUGAAUACUCUGACUCCAGUUGUGAAAACGGUACAUUCUUCUGUAACGAAUGUGACUCCAAAUUCGCCGAAGACGAAGCGCUGAAGCAACACAUGCUUCAAGUUCACAGCGAUAAGCCAUACAAGUGUGACCGCUGCCAGGCUGCUUUUCGCUAUAAGGGCAACCUCGCCAGCCACAAGACUGUCCACACAGGAGAGAAACCGUAUCGCUGUAAUAUCUGUGGUGCUCAGUUUAACAGACCAGCUAACCUCAAGACUCACACUCGCAUCCACUCAGGAGAGAAGCCAUACAAAUGUGAGACAUGCGGAGCUCGUUUUGUACAGGUUGCUCAUCUGCGUGCUCAUGUGUUGAUCCACACGGGAGAGAAGCCGUAUCCGUGCGAGAUCUGUGGGACACGCUUCCGUCACCUGCAGACGUUGAAGAGCCACCUGCGUAUCCACACGGGAGAAAAGCCCUACCAUUGUGAGAAAUGCAACUUGCACUUCCGCCACAAGAGUCAGCUCCGGCUGCAUCUCCGACAGAAGCAUGGCGCCAUCACCAACACAAAGAUCCAGUACCGUAUGUCGACGGUGGAAAUGCCGACUGACUUGACAAAGACGUGCUGAGUGGGAGACAAAAAAAGGGAACUUUUUUUUAAGGAGGCAAUCUUGACCUUGGCAUUUAAAGACCCCAACUUGUACAAUCAUCCAAAAUUGUAGUGCCACACUGUGUUCAUUAGACAAUUCAAUUGGCUGUGUACGCCAUUCUAAACGGGUUUCCACUACAUGUGAACGUAGAGCCACAUACGGCGUCUUAGUCACUUUAUUGUUUCUAUAUAGAUAUAUAAAUAUAUAUAUAUAUAAUAUGUAUGUUGGAAGUGUUUCUAAGCUUUGAAAGUACGUAUAUAAAGCUUUAUUUUGUUGAGAGGGAUGGAAUGUAAACAAUCAGUUUUUUGAAAAUACAUUAUUUUAUAUCAGAGAACUUACUUUUCUGAAAGUAUUGAAAAUUUUGAUCGACCGGUGGUACAUAUAUUUUAAGAUAAUAAGAUUUGCGGCUGUAUAGAGUUGUCUAUACAUUUUUAUGUAGAUGUACGUACAUGUUGCACCACGUCAAGUUGCCAUUUUCAUGUGAGGAGUGGAAAAAAAAUUGGAUUUGUUGUAAAACAUAUCAGAUGACUGCUGCUGUCUGAUGAGGAUAUGCAUGAGUUACUCUCCGACCAGUUGUCAGCGCACAUGAAGUGGGCAACUGCGUAAAUAUUGUGACAUAUUGUGUAAUUAUAUCUGUGGGAUUCUCUCUGCUGGCAGAGCCGAUCUAAGUGUUGAAAUGCAUUUCAAGGUACAGCUUUGUUAAUGACCAAGAAAAUAUUUUGCUUCAGACGUAUUUGUAUAGAUGUGUUUUUGUUGAUUUGUUUUCCAUAAAGUGAAGGUUUACAGUUUUUUGGUCAAUGUUCUAGCUCCUACAGUAAAGUUGUGUAAGUGUUCAGGUUAUUUUAUUUUGUUUGUACAUACACUGUGUAUUCGAUGUGCCUUUCUCUAAGCUGGCUGAAUUCUUCUCCUUUCAGCCCGGCUGUAUUAAGGUACAACUCAAGGACAACACUUGUCCUACAUCCCUCUUUGUGUGUGUAUGUUUGCGUGUGAGUGUGUGUAUAUAUUUUUAAAUGCUCGUCACCAAUCUGAAAACAUGCAAAUUUCAUCAGUGUAAAUCUUCAGGACUUGUUUUUGGAUUGGACUUUUUUAACUGCAUUAAUAUUAUUGUACAAUGUUAUAGAUGUAUGAAUGUAAA
Molecule: messenger RNA, 5367 nt
Organism: Cheilinus undulatus (humphead wrasse)
Lineage: Eukaryota; Metazoa; Chordata; Actinopteri; Labriformes; Labridae
Gene: bcl6aa
Product: BCL6A transcription repressor a
Exons: 8
Coding region: 2028-4211 (727 amino acids)
Biological process (GO): regulation of transcription by RNA polymerase II
Cellular component (GO): nucleus
Molecular function (GO): DNA-binding transcription factor activity, RNA polymerase II-specific; protein binding; RNA polymerase II cis-regulatory region sequence-specific DNA binding
Source: RefSeq, a predicted model, not a curated record